AUGGCAAACGUUAGAGCAGCCCGCAUCGGCAACCCUGCAUUGUUCAUUUGUGAUAUACAAGAGAGGUUCAGAUCAAUUACAUAUGAAUUCCCGAAACUAGUAUCGACGUCUCUCAAACUCCUACGAGCUUCCAAACCUCUCAACAUCCCGAUCUAUGUAACCACGCAAAACUCCGCUCGUCUGGGCCCCACCGUCGCUGAGCUCGAUGAAUAUAUACAGCCGUCGAACCCUAAUCUGCGCAUCAACUGUGACAAAACCCUCUUCUCCAUGAUAACUCCAGAAGUCAAGGUGAAACUACCAAGCGGGAAACCUCUUGAUGCGAUCAUUGUUGGUCUCGAGUCGCACGUUUGCGUUACCCAGACCGCUCUAGAUCUUCUAUCGUUGGGCCAUCGGGUGUAUAUCAUUGCCGAUGGAGUAAGCAGUGCCAAUGUGGAAGAGAGACAUGUAGCGUUGGCCAGGCUGCGGGACGCUGGUGCUAUCGUGACGACCAGCGAGAGCAUCUUGUUUGAGAUAAUGGGUGAUUCUAAGAUUGAGGUGUUUAGAGAGAUUAGUGGACUAGUUAAAGAGACAGGGAAGGAUACCAAGGGUGCUUUGGAAGCAUUCUGCGCUGCCAGCAAGAUUUAA
Microsporum canis CBS 113480 is the source of this 624-nucleotide messenger RNA. RefSeq names its product GH17932p. The record is from RefSeq and is a predicted model, not a curated record. The coding region runs from base 1 to 624 and encodes 207 amino acids. The transcript has 4 exons. Lineage: Eukaryota; Fungi; Ascomycota; Eurotiomycetes; Onygenales; Arthrodermataceae.